Messenger RNA from Nicrophorus vespilloides, 433 nucleotides. RefSeq lists its product as uncharacterized. Bases 26 to 433 code for a protein of 135 amino acids. The record is from RefSeq and is a predicted model, not a curated record. NCBI's taxonomy places the organism in Eukaryota, Metazoa, Arthropoda, Insecta, Coleoptera, Silphidae. The transcript has 2 exons.
CAGACAGGCAACAGCAGCGUUAAUCAUGAGAUCUUUCAUCAUCCUCGUUUCUCUGAGCGCUUUGGUCGCCGCCUACGAUGGGCCCAUCCACAUCCCGGUCAUCGGAUCCGAAGGAGUCCCGGUCGAACCUCUGGAAGUGCAGGAAGCCAGGACGCAACACCUCUUGCAAAGGGCCGCUGUUGCCGCAGAACGCGGAUACUACCAUCAUCAACACUUGAGGACGCGCAGAGAGAUCUUCGAGGAAUCCGCCGAGAACUACGUUCCUCCCAUGAACACCCCGCAAGUGCAGAUGGCCAGAGAAGCCUACUUGGCUCAAGCCUUCUCUCGUUACCCGAAGAGCUUCUUCACUCGCGACUUCAUGGCUUCCCCAUUCCUUACACCAUCAGCCGCCAACGACUACAAAAUCGUCAACCAUUACCAAAGAAACUAUUAA